Hippocampus zosterae (dwarf seahorse) is the source of this 3276-nucleotide messenger RNA. RefSeq names its product transcription factor Sox-10-like. The coding region runs from base 558 to 2072 and encodes 504 amino acids. Lineage: Eukaryota; Metazoa; Chordata; Actinopteri; Syngnathiformes; Syngnathidae. Gene Ontology annotation, cellular component: nucleus. The record is from RefSeq and is a predicted model, not a curated record. Gene Ontology annotation, molecular function: RNA polymerase II cis-regulatory region sequence-specific DNA binding; DNA-binding transcription factor activity, RNA polymerase II-specific. Gene Ontology annotation, biological process: peripheral nervous system development; negative regulation of transcription by RNA polymerase II; morphogenesis of an epithelium. The transcript has 4 exons.
CUCUGGCCACUUACAAGGAGCCCUUUAAGACCUGUCGCAGUCACACAGAGCUUGCAUUCAUCGCCAGGCACAGCGACCGAGGUGGCUGGGGAAGCCUGCAGUGUCACCGUGGAAAGCAACUGAGGGGAUUCUCCUGCACAAGACACCUUCAACUUUUCCUCAGUACUGAAGUCCCGCCCUGUUGACUUUUCAUCGCGGGAGCGACAGAGGAGAGCGACACGGGGAAGUCAUCGGCUAGGGGGGCGAGUUUGGUGCACACCGCUGUGCUUUAGCAGGUAAACUGGGGUCUAAGGUGCGCACUCGGCCGCCUAUGAUAUCAACCACACGGAUGGAAAGAACUUUGAUGUUCAACCCUCAUAGAGUUUUACAACGGAGGCUGAGAGUAGAGACAGAUUGGCAAUUUAUAUUAUAAUUCGACAGCGGUCCGAGGUGACGAUCAAACGCGCCAAAGUCAUAGUACUGCCCAUCAGUGCAUCAGAGUAGCGACCGACGGCGGGCAGGCAACAGGUAGAGUUUUAGGAAAAAGAAAAAAAAAUUAAAAGAAAUCAAGCAUCUUCAUGAAGAUGUCCAGAGAGGAGCAAAGCUCGUCAGAUGUUGAGCUCAGUCCCGGCGCGUCGGACGAUAGCCGCUCCCGAUCGCCGGGUCAGUCGUCCGGCGCCGGCGGGGACGAGUCGCCCCUCCGUAGGCAACGGCUGCUGGCGGUUCUGGAUGACGGCGCCGGGGGUCAGCCCCUCGGUAAAUCCGACGACGAGGACGAGCGCUUCCCGGCGGGGAUCCGUAAGGCGGUCAGUCAGGUGCUCAACUGCUACGACUGGACGCUGGUGCCCAUGCCCGUGCGCGUCAACAACGGCAACAAGAGCAAGCCGCACGUCAAGAGACCGAUGAACGCCUUCAUGGUGUGGGCGCAGGCGGCGCGGAGGAAACUGGCCGAUCAAUACCCGCACCUGCACAACGCCGAGCUCAGCAAGACCCUGGGGAAGCUUUGGAGGCUUCUAAAUGAGAGCGAUAAGCGACCCUUCAUCGAAGAGGCGGAAAGGUUGAGAAAGCAGCACAAGAAGGACUACCCCGACUACAAAUACCAGCCUCGACGCCGCAAGAACGGAAAGACCGGUUCCGGGUCGGGGAGUGACGCGGAAGGCCAUUUGGAGGGUGAGAUCAGGCAUAGACAAUCCAUCUACAAGGGCCUCCAUCUGGAAGUGGUCCACACUGGGGGAGCUGGGUUCCCUCUGGCAGAUGAGCAUCACCCUCAUGCUGCAGGUCACGGCCACAGUCCUCCGACGCCACCCACCACACCCAAGACGGAACUUCAGUCUGGGAGGGCGGGGGAAGGAAAGAGGGAGGCUUUGGGCCACGGGGUCUCCCGUGGCCCAAUGGAAGCGGAGGGUAGUUCAGGUGCGGCAGGGUCCGGAAAGCCUCACAUCGACUUUGGCAAUGUGGACGUCGGUGAGAUAAGCAACGACGUGAUGGCCACCAUGGAGCCUUUUGAUGUCAAUGAGUUUGACCAGUACCUUCCCCCUAAUGGCCAUCCAGGGAUCGGGCAGAGUUCUGGGUCAGGAGCAGCGACGCCCAUAACUACCGCAUCUCAAUACACCUACGGCAUCUCCUCCGCUCUGGCGGCGGCCUGUGGACACUCCGCCGCCUGGCUCUCCAAGCAGCAGCAGCCGCCGCCGCCGCAACAACACCACCACCACGGCUCCCCUGUGAGCUCAGACCCAUCCAAGACCCAGAUCAAGAGCGAGGCCACCACCGGCGGCGGCGGCGGCGCUCACUUUUCAGAGUUGGCCACGGCCGGUUCCCACGUCACCUACGGCCCUCUCAGCCUCCCCCACUACAGCGCUGCCUUCCCUUCACUGGCAGCCAGGGCUCAGUUUGCCGAGUAUGCCGACCAGCAGGCCUCCGGGUCGUAUUACGCUCACUCCAGCCAGGCGACGGGCUUGUACUCCGCCUUCUCUUACAUGGGGCCCACCCAGAGGCCCCUGUACACGGCAAUCGCCGAGCCGUCGGCUGCGUCGCAGUCGCACAGCCCCACGCACUGGGAGCAGCCCGUCUACACCACGCUGUCGCGGCCAUGACAGAUAACGAGACCAGAGGGCGCCGGUGCCGCUCCAGCCCCCACGCCCGACCCGACGAGCAGCGGUGGUUUUGGUGAAAGCGGUCCGGGCGGAGGGGAGCGGGCUGGCACCGGGGGAGCCUGCUGGGGAGACGGGAGGGAAGAAACCCUGCCCCGUUCUUACCCGCAGGCGGAAAUGAUGUCGGAGGUCAAGGCCGAGUUUGGAGCGUGGCGCUUUUAAAAAGCGUUUUGCCCAUCAUUUGGUGCACUACCGCCCGUCUUGCGGUGGGAUAAAUGAGGACUUUGGCACCACGCCGAAGUUCGACGGCACCAAAAUGGACACGGCUCCAAACGAUUAGAUCAAGGACGACGUCCCUUGCCGGGAUGGCGGCUCCCUGCGUGCUUAUGAGCAAGUAGAAACGGGCUAGGAUGGUUCACUCGAAGAAGGAACAAACUGUAAAGCUACAAAAGAAUGAAGGGCGAUCGAAGCCCGAGCACUCAUUCAAUGUAUCGGUUUGUUUUGCGGAGGAGAGCCCGCUCACAUCUCAGGCACCAUUUUGAAAUAUACCGCAAUUGAUUUUCAGGGCACGUUUGUCCCCGUUCAUCUCGUUGGGUUCACGUUUCUUUGCAUUUUUUUUUUGGAGCUACAAUGAAUAUGCAUGUAGGAGAGAGCUUGCACCAUUGCUCGCUUAUUAAAAACCAACAACACAAGAUCAUCGGAAAAUCCGAUACCAUCAAUGAAUGACUCCAAAAAUGUGAUCCGAUGCGACAUUCCAAGCCGUCUUACAUUCUUACCUAAACAACACCGAUUUGCAAAUUGCUACUUAAAAUGUCACGUCAAAAAGAUUUUUCGCCGAAAUGCGAGUUCCACGCUCACCAUUGUGCACAAUUUCAGCCCGACGGCAACGUUCACAAAACGCCGCCGCGGGCUCACAGAACCACUUGAAGAUGCAUUUUCAUGAAGCGUCACAUUUCAUCGCCGCUGCGCCUCAUCUCUUCAUUGGUGCUCGUUACGCAUUCAAUUCCAAAAUUAAACACAUUAUAUUCCAUAUUAGCCCAGCGUCAUUUCCUUAAAUAUUACUUAUGAAUUUACAAAGCAUGCAUUUCAUAUCUGUCAACAUCGCUCAUAUUUACAUUUUUAUCUCCACUUGCUCUUUGUUUAAAAAGCUAGAAAACAUAUCCGAUGGAUUUGUCUCACAUAUAAUCAUUAAAUAUCCUUUUUUUAA